Molecule: messenger RNA, 1548 nt
Organism: Pneumocystis jirovecii RU7
Lineage: Eukaryota; Fungi; Ascomycota; Pneumocystomycetes; Pneumocystales; Pneumocystaceae
Exons: 9
Coding region: 1-1548 (515 amino acids)
Biological process (GO): mRNA processing
Cellular component (GO): nucleus
Molecular function (GO): RNA binding
Source: RefSeq, a predicted model, not a curated record
AUGUCGGAUAUCAUUGAUGUUGAAGCUUUAGUAGAGGCGCCUUAUCAAAAAAAUACACAGUAUAAGGAACGGCAGGGAAGAAAUGAUGAAAAAAACAGAGACCAAGACCAGAAACGAAAAGAGGAUAAAGAGUCAUAUAGGAGACGGUCAUCGUCUCGACAUUCAUCUCGUUCGAGAAGCCGUCGUAAUAAAUCGAGUAGUAGAGAACGUUCCCGAAGAUAUUCUAGAAGAGAUGAUCAUGAAGAAUACAAAGACCGGCAUGGGUAUAAAGAUGAUCGCCAUAGGGAUGUAAAUAGGCGGAGACGCUCUCAUGAUGAUGAGCGUGAUGAAUAUGAUUCUAAAAAGCAUCGAAGGAGUCGUUCUCCAGUAACACGAGAAAGCAGACCACCAGUUAGGAUGGUUAGAGAGGAGUCACCAAAAUUAACUGAGGAUGAGAGAGAUCGAAGAACGGUUUUUGUGCAACAAUUGGCUGCUCGUUUACGUACACGUGAAUUGAUUGCUUUUUUUGAAAAAGUAGGGCCUGUUAGGGAUGCACAAGUUGUAAAAGAUCGUGUAAGUGGUCGUUCCAAGGGUGUUGGUUAUGUAGAAUUCCGUGAUGAGGAAUCUGUCCAUAAAGCAAUUAAUAUGACAGGGCAAAGGCUUUUGGGUAUUCCUAUCAUCGUUCAACUUACUGAAGCAGAAAAAAAUCGUCAAGCAAAAGCAGAAGCUAUGCUAAGCUCAGGAGGACGUCAAAGUGAUGCACCAUUUCAUCGUCUUUAUGUUGGAAAUAUUCAUUUUAAUUUAACUGAAGAUGAUUUGCGGCAAAUUUUUGAACCUUUUGGUGAGCUUGAAUUUGUCCAGUUACAAAAAGAGCCAGAUACAGGGAGGAGUAGAGGUUAUGGAUUUGUUCAAGAUCCUGCACAAGCUAGGGAUGCACUAGAAAAAAUGAAUGGAUUCGAAUUAGCAGGUCGUGCUAUUCGUGUAGGGCUUGGAAAUGAUAAAUUUACUCCUGAAAGUACAUCGGCUGUUCUUGCGCGUUUUUCUGGGUUUACAGGUUCUGCAUUUGAAAAUAAAAACCGGGGAGGUACUGAGCGUAUUGGUGGUCCCAGAGAUGGAUCUAGUAGUGUUAGUUUAGAUGAUAAUGAAGCUGGUGGUGUUUCUUUCAAUAAUAUCUCACGUGAUGCUUUGAUGAGAAAGUUAGCUAGAGAAGAAGGGAAAGAAUCUAUUGGGUUAGCUCCUCCUAAACCUACCCCAGCUGUGCAGAUGACAAGUCGUUGUGUUCUUCUUAAAAACAUGUUUAAUCCCCAAGAAGAAAGUGGAGAUAAUUGGAUUCGUGAGCUUGAAGAUGAUGUAAAAGCAGAAUGUGAAAACAAAUAUGGUAAAGUUUUGCAUAUACAUGUUGAAGAAAAUAGCCCAGGUGAUGUCUAUAUAAAAUUCGACAAUGUUGUUGCUGGAGAAAGAGCAAUUCAAGGAUUGAAUGGUAGAUGGUUUGGAGGAAGAACAAUUAGUGCAAGUUUCCUUAUCGAUGCUGUCUAUACAGCAAAGUUUCCAAAAACAAAAAAUUUAUAA